This is a messenger RNA of Podospora pseudocomata, 2784 nucleotides long. RefSeq names its product erg24, C-14 sterol reductase (gene ERG24). The record is from RefSeq and is a predicted model, not a curated record. Gene Ontology annotation, molecular function: Delta14-sterol reductase activity. The transcript is spliced from 2 exons. Lineage: Eukaryota; Fungi; Ascomycota; Sordariomycetes; Sordariales; Podosporaceae. The coding region runs from base 1116 to 2582 and encodes 488 amino acids. Gene Ontology annotation, biological process: ergosterol biosynthetic process. Gene Ontology annotation, cellular component: endoplasmic reticulum membrane.
CAACUACUGCGGUGUCGGGUCGUAGGUCGAAGAAAGCGCCGGCGCCGGUGGUUGCUGUUGCGACACAGGGUGUGACUACAGGCGUGGAUGCGGUGGCUGUCUUUGUAGCCUCCUCGGCGACUGCCUUGCCACUCAGGACAGCAAGGGUGCAGAGAAGGAGGGCUCUGGAUGGUGUUUGCCGAUGCAUGGCUGAGAAUAUUUGAUGACGUCGAAUUUCGAAUGGAACGGAGGCGUCCGGUCAAGGAUGUUGGGGCUUGCUUGGCUUCGGGAUGCAGAUGCGCGCGUUCGCGCCGAGUGGCAGGGGUUGGGCGAUAUCGAGUGUUGUUGUUCACUGAUGAAGUGUCGGAACACGAGGAAGCACAGGAGACAGUUGGCGACACGGGCGACGUCGUUUUCGAUGUCGUGGCCGUUGGAUAAUGGAGGGUUGCUCCCAAACGCGGCCUUCACAGGUAACCGUUUUAGAAGCCGAUGCCAACUGGGUCCUGGUACAAGGAAAAAAGGGAGGCGUUGAAUGGGAGCUGUGAUUGGCUGCCUGGAGCACAAGGGGCUGGCCCUUGCAGCUGGCAGCGGGCAGUAGAGUGAAGUGCACAUGUCAGAACAAAGCUUUAAGCUGGGGAAACACAAUUGCCAGUGGAAUGAUGAAGCUCCUCAUGAAGUGACCCAAAGAGAGAGAGAGUCAACAAUAGAGCUCAAGCUGUCAGUCUCAACAUCCAUGGCAGCAGAUCUCGGGUCCAAGUCCACCUGGAACUUUGAUGCCAAGCACAGGGUAGUGUAGAAUUGCCAAGGCUGUUGGCCCCUGACCCUCCACACAGCUCAUCUGGAAAAUGGAUUCUCAUGGUGCUGCGUCAUUGGCUCAGACAAACUCAGGCCAUCCGGAAAGCGCAGAGCCGACUGUGAACUUCUCUCAGGCCAUCCGGGAACUCCAACGCCGACGCGGUAGAGACCAUCCAUCGUCAACGUCUUCAACGGACAACCGUCAGCAUCUGGGCCUCCAGCUGAUGUCAUACCCCGGUAUCCGCGGUUUCCACGGGCUCGACAGGACGCUACUUAUAUGCGACAAGCUCCCGCGACCAUUGACAGUCGACUAAUUAGUCAACACAGCGAACGCAGCAACAAUGGGUUCCAAAGCACAGCAACCCAUCGAGGCGUCGCGCAAGAAGCCCGAGUACGAGUUCUUUGGACCACCCGGCGCUGCCCUGAUCAGCUUCGUCCUCCCACCCCUCGUCUACGCCAUCACCUUUGCGUGUAACGAUCUGUCCGGCUGCCCAGCGCCUUCCCUCCUCCAUCCCAAAAACCUCGAUCUCAAUGUGUUGAAGCACGAAGUUGGUUGGCCACAAGAUGGGUGGCCUGGUCUCUUCAGUUGGGAGGCCACAGGGUGGACCUUGGCUUUCUACCUCUUCAACGCCAUCCUGUACAGAAUCCUUCCCGCGACCGAGACCGAGGGCACAGUUUUGCGAAGUGGUGGCCGGUUGAAGUACAGAUUCAAUGCCUUCUCCACAACCAUGUUCUGCAUCGUUGCUGCCGCCGCCGGUACCAUCGCCCAGGGCGCCGAGUUCCCCCUUUGGACCUACAUCACCGACAACUAUGUGCAGAUUCUGACUGCCAACACACUCAUUGCCUAUGCGCUCGCCACUUUUGUCUACGUUCGCAGCUUCAGCGUCAAGCCUGGCAACCCCGAGAAUCGCGAGCUUGCUGCCGGUGGCGUUACUGGCAACAUAAUAUACGACUGGUACAUUGGGCGCGAGCUCAACCCACGCGUCACCCUCCCCUUCAUUGGCGAGAUCGACAUCAAGGAGUGGAUGGAGCUGCGCCCCGGCAUGCUGACCUACAUCUUGCUGAACGGGGCUUUCAUUGCGAAGCAGUACCGCAACUAUGGCUAUGUCACCGACAGCAUCGUCUUCGUGGCUGUCGUGCAGACACUUUACGUCUUGGACGGCCAGUACAUGGAGCCCGCCAUCAUGACGACUAUGGAUAUCACCACCGAUGGGUUUGGGUUCAUGCUUUCGUUUGGUGACCUUGUCUGGGUUCCAUUCAUCUACACCCAGCAGACACGUUACCUUGCCACCCACCCACAGACGCUGGGUCCUUUGGGACUUGCCGGUGUCGGUGCUUUGUUGGUGCUCGGCUUUGCCAUCUUCCGCCUGUCCAACAGCCAGAAGAAUGACUUCCGCACCAACCCCAAUGACCCCAAGCUGGCCCAUCUCAAGUAUAUGCCCACCAAGGCGGGCACUCGUCUGCUCAUCUCUGGCUGGUGGGGCAUUGCCAGACACAUCAACUACUUUGGUGACUGGCUUCAGGCUUGGCCCUACAGUUUGCCCACCGGGCUUGCCGGCUACACCAUCCUGUCUGCAGGAAGUGCUGCUGUGGAUGGCGCGACCAGGAUGCUUGACGGCCGCCAGGUUAUCCCCGGUGAAGCCAAGGGGUGGGGCAUCAUCUUCACCUACUUUUACGUCUUGUACUUUGCCAUUCUGUUGAUCCACCGUGACCGCAGAGACGACGAGAAGUGCGCCAAGAAGUAUGGCGAGGACUGGGAGAAGUACAAGAAGACUGUCAGAUGGAGGAUCAUUCCUUACAUUUACUGAGGUCGGUAAUGAUGGUGAAUGGGUUCCGGUGGGAAUGGAGAUGCAGUGGACAUGGGAGAGGGGGCAAUGAAUAAAACGGUUGGGAUCUUGGGCGGACUGGAAUAAUUUUGGGGCCGGAUAUACAUGCAGGAAAGGUGUUUGAGUUGAAUACAUAGCAAAUCUACAUACAAUACAUAAUCUAAUACCAUGCAACAAGACUCCC